Messenger RNA from Bombus pascuorum, 4128 nucleotides. Its product is annotated as methanethiol oxidase. The transcript has 8 exons. The record is from RefSeq and is a predicted model, not a curated record. Lineage: Eukaryota; Metazoa; Arthropoda; Insecta; Hymenoptera; Apidae. Gene Ontology annotation, molecular function: selenium binding. The coding region runs from base 308 to 1738 and encodes 476 amino acids.
AGUCGAAAACGUCCACAUUUUAUAUACAUAAAUAUUCGAUCAACUUAUUAUUGAUGUAACAAAAUUAAUUCUUUUUCAAUUUGCAAACAAUCACUUACGUUUUUUUUUUUACCAUUAUUAGAGUAUAACUUUUUAUCUUUUCAACCAACUUUUUCUCUGUUUUAUCGUUCUAAUUGUUUUUUUCUCAUUUUCAAUCUUGUCUUUCUAGUUUCGGCUCUUUGGUCCGUCAAUUGUAACUUAACGAAAGUAAUAAUUUCCACGUCAUUUGACAUCGAUCAUCGGACGAAAUCGAGCAAACGCCAGCAAAAUGCCGAAGGACACAGGUUGCAAAAGUUGCGACGGUCCUGGCUACACGUCACCUAGUGCAGCGAUGCUCGAAGGGCCACGCGAGAAAUUGUUAUACGUCGCCUGUGUUCAUACGGAUCAAAAUAAAUCCGAUGUCCUGUGCACCGUUGACGUAGAUCCGGAUAGUCCCGAUUAUUGUAAGAUCGUUCACAAAUUGCGAAUGCCCUACAUUGGCGACGAAUUGCAUCAUUCCGGAUGGAAUAUCUGUAGCAGUUGCCACGGUGUACCACGAAAACGGGAUACCUUGGUACUUCCUUGUCUGGUGUCUGAUCGCGCCUACUUUAUCGAUACAACCAAUGAACGGGCUCCAACAAUCAAAAAGGUACUGAGCCCAACGGAGGUACACAAAUACGGAGUAUCGACAUUGCAUACAAGUCACUGUGCGCCAACCGGAGAAAUUUUAAUUUCUACGCUAGGCAAAUCGAAUGGAGACGCUACUGGUGAUUUUCUCUGUAUCGAUUCCGAAACGCUCGAAGUGAAAGCCACAUGGACCAUGGGAGAAAAAAAAGCAGCGUUCGGUUACGAUUUUUGGUAUCAACCGUAUCACGAUACACUUGUUGCGAGUGAAUGGAGCGUGCCUAGAAUUUUUAAAAAAGGCUUCUCUCCGGAUAACAGCUCCAAUCCUGCGCUUUAUGGCAGAAGCUUGAAUUUCUAUUCGUGGAAUGAAAGAAAGUUAAAGCAAGUGUUGAAUUUGGGCGAUGAUGGAAUCGCGCCACUUGAAAUACGAUUUCUUCAUGACCCAAAAGCUAACGAGGGACUCGUCGGGUGUGCGAUUUCUUCAAGUGUAUUUAAGUUUUACAAAACGCCGAACGGCGAAUGGGCUGCAAAAAAAGUUAUUCAAGUUCCUCCGAAAAAAGUAGAAGGAUGGAUAUUUCCAGAAAUGGAAGGAAUGAUAACGGACAUUUUGAUCAGUCUCGACGACAAGUAUCUCUACCUAUCGAAUUGGUUUCAUGGGGAUGUUAGACAAUAUGAUAUUUCUGACAUGGAUAAUCCGAAAUUAACCGGACAAAUAUUUCUUGGAGGCUCAAUUUUAAGCGAUUCGAAAGUUCGUGUAAUUGGAGACAAGGAACUAAGUAGCCAACCGAAUCCAGUUUAUGUCAAAGGCCGGAGACUCGAUGGAUCACCGCAGAUGCUUCAAUUAAGUCUCGAUGGGACACGUCUAUAUGUGACUACUUCAAUUUUCAAACCAUGGGAUCAACAAUUUUAUCCUGAACAUGUCAAAAAUGGUUCGACCAUGGUCAAGCUAGAUGUUGAUGUUCAAAACGGAGGCUUGAAACUCGAUGAACAAUUUUUGGUGGACUUUGGCACAGACAAAAAUGACAUUUUACUUGCACACGAAAUGCGUUAUCCAGGAGGUGACUGUACAUCAGAUAUAUGGCUGGCGGAAGAUUAAUCUACUCGUCGAUCGUCAAUAUAUAUUUUCAUUUUAAUAAAUAAUAUCUUAGAUGCUUAGCAAAGUAUCAGUGGUACAUAUAAUCUUCUAAUAUACUGAAAUACUUUACAAACGUCAGAUAUGAUCGUUUUUGCGCUGCCUUUUGUAAUCAAAUGUUAUAUAACUCUUCUAAGAGUGAAUAUUUUUUUUAGUCUGUCAGAAAAAUUGUUUUUCACUAAUUAUUAAUAUUAGAAAUACAUUUUAUUGGGUAACUUAUAGAUUAUAAAGAAAAUUAUAUAAUCCACUAAAAUAAAUACUGCAUUUAUUUAAACGAAACUUCAGUUAAUGUCUGAUUCUUACUAUAUAAACGAAAAAUUAUAGAUAAUGCAGAAAGUCAUGGAUUUCUAAAUGGAUUGUGAUAAAGAAAACAAAAUACAUCCAUAAAUUAUAAAAUAUACUUACGUACGUUGAUUUGCUUAAAAGCAAAAUAAAGAAAUAAAUAUCUUGCGCAAUCCAACGAAUGAUCGAAUUCAAUUUGUCUAAUAAUAUUAAACUCUAUUUUACCCCAUCAAUGAGGAUACUUUUUAUUUGUAAAAAAUAUAAUAAUAUAAUGCUGACGCUGCUGGCAGUAGCGAUAUUUUCAACGAUGGUAGUGGUGCUGACAACGACGAGAAACGGUACAAUAACAGUAACGAUUAUAUAACAAUGAUGUUUCAUGUAAUCGCACAAUAUGGUAAUUAUUAUUUAUCUUAAAUAUAAUGAUAAAGACGAUAAAUUAAUGUAACAAUAACGCGUAUAAUAUGUAUAUAUGUGUGUGUAUGUGUAUAUAAUGACGAAAGUGUGGCAACAUCAACAAAUACGUGCCACGUUUUUUAAAACGAUAAACAUCAUAAUAACAGUACAAAAAGAACGUUACAAAAAACGAUUCCAACUAAUAUUCCGAUGAAUUUGCUUCGAAAUUGGCAAUGGAAUGGUAUAGUUUAAUCUAAAUAGGAUAGGGGAGGAGGAGAAUGGGUGAAUUUCGAUUGUCUCGAAGAAUUCGGUGCUCUUUGUGUGUCAUCGUCGUCGUUCAAAUCGACUAUGAUCAUAUAUGCGUAAAACUGAACAAUUGAUUCACAGCAGUUCAGUAGCGUAAUCAACUUGAUCGAUUUAUAUUCAAUUUAACCGAAAAGACAAACAGAGCUCGAUAAAUAUAAUACGCGUCGUUUCCCGUUUGUCUUGUUACACGUUCCACGAUGUUCAUAAACAGCAUUGGUAAUUGUACAGAAUAGAGUACAACUCAUUAAUUUCAAUGAUCUUGAGAUAUGUGUAUUGUCGAAGACAAUAUUCUGAAUAAUAUCUCACCACAACAUUGAUCGCUCUAUAUUUAGCGAUAAAUUGUAAUAGUGAAAUUAUUUAGAACGUUGACUUAACAUAUUUCAAAAUCAUUACAGUCCGUGAGAUGUAGCAUAUUCUAUAUAUAUAAUUACCACAUCAUUUCCGAUAAUGUACGUACAUGUGAGCACGUACUCGCUUGCUACAUCUGUAACGCGUACGCUACUUCAUACCCCUGACACAGUGAAGUAUCGUUAACCUUGUAUCGGUAUUCUGCUAAUAUUCUAAGUUGUUACGAUAUUAAAUGUGAUCUAAUUAGAGAAUUCGAACUAUAUACAAAAGAACGUAAGUUCUUGUCGGUUAAUAUAAUAGCAAUUUUAUCGAUGUUUGGUUUAAGAGUUAUUCACUCGAGGUGCGCUCAUAUGCUAAAAACUUUCUAACUUCGAUAUAUACAAUUUUUUAUUUGGCAUAUCCUCGAGGAAUAACGCGCGUGCGCAUCAUUUUUAACAGACUUAUAACGCACACGUGCAAACAUUCGCAGGCACUCUUAUUAAUAUGUAUAACGCGAGUACAUUGUGCAAAAAUUACAAGAAUAUAAUCGUAAACUGAACACGAAUUAAAUUGUCGAUGAAGCUGCUUUGUCGAACCUACAUACAUAUACAUGGGUAUAUUACGUAUGCGUAAUAUGUGUGACCGCAAAGAAAAGAUCACGUUUCCAAUACUUAUUUCCUUCCUUUGAUACUUUAUGAUGAUACUACAUGUGGGGAAAAAACGCAUUUUGGGAUUGAAAUUAUUCUUUCAUUCUCUUCCUUCCCUAUCUCGCCUUCUCUCUAUACAUAUGUGGAUACGCGCACGCGCUACCAAGCAGGUGCAGAGUAAAUCAUAUAAAUUGUAACGAACGAAUAUCUGUUAAAACGGUACAAUAAUAACCAUUCAAAAUGCUCUUCGUUAACUAACAAAUUGUUUUCGAUUUGAAUGAUUUAAAAGAUAUUCGCUUGCAACAAUUAUGCGUGCACUGUAGAUGAAUGGAAAUGGAACAUUAGCAGAAAUUUGUUUCAUCUACUGAAUAUUAUACCGAAUAUAUUGUAUUUUAUAUA